AUGACAGACGACUGCUUGCCAGAUAUAGCCUUGAGCAGCAUUACAGUGGACGGAGGACUUCUUCGCACAAACCACCAGCUACAAAUGCUCAAAGAUAAGCCUCCUUCAGUUUCCCGUGUCGUCAAUGUACUAAUCUCUCCCACCCUCCUUCUUGUCUCUUUGGCGAGUAGUAGUGUGGUGCUAAGACUGGCAAGGCUCAAUGACGAAGCCGACUACGAUACUGGCGAAACGUCUGACAAUGUACCAAAUCCACAGCCAGACUCUGGAGAUUAUUAUGCAUACUAUGGAUACCAGUCUUUCUACCAAUAUGACCAAGUUACGAAAACAAUGUCAAACAACAUUGGAGAUUCUUCAAAACCCAUUAUCUUUUCGGAUACGAAAUAUGAAUUGGCCUUAAUUCAGAACUCUAAACCAUGCUAUUCUCACUUGAUGACUUAA
Molecule: messenger RNA, 438 nt
Organism: Protopolystoma xenopodis
Lineage: Eukaryota; Metazoa; Platyhelminthes; Monogenea; Polystomatidea; Polystomatidae
Source: the annotation of a GenBank genome assembly